Panonychus citri (citrus red mite) is the source of this 3059-nucleotide messenger RNA. RefSeq names its product importin subunit alpha-3-like (gene Kap-alpha3). Gene Ontology annotation, biological process: NLS-bearing protein import into nucleus. The transcript has a single exon. Bases 429 to 1985 code for a protein of 518 amino acids. Gene Ontology annotation, cellular component: cytoplasm; nucleus; nucleoplasm. Gene Ontology annotation, molecular function: protein binding; nuclear import signal receptor activity. The record is from RefSeq and is a predicted model, not a curated record. NCBI's taxonomy places the organism in Eukaryota, Metazoa, Arthropoda, Arachnida, Trombidiformes, Tetranychidae.
UGCUUUUGGAUAAACAGAAAUCACUCUCUUUUUUACUUUCUUUUGUUUGGUGAGUUUAUUUGAAAAUCUCUUUCUGUUUUUCUCUUUCUUUCUCAGAAUAUCUUUAUCUUCAUACAAUUGUUAUCACCAAUUUCAUCUUCAUCACCACCUUUAUCAUCAUCAUAUUCCAACUGAGUAGAGACAAAGAAAAAAAUAAAGUCCAUUGAUCUUGUUUAAUUCGAUAAGAUUUCCUUUUGUUUGUUUGCAUCAUUUUUUUCUCUCUCUCUCUCUUUCUCUCACUAUCAUCAUUUAUAAUCGGUUGUUUUCUUGAAAUCUGUGGUUUCAAAUUGUAAGUGUAGUGGCAUCGCCUCUCUCUUUCUCUCAAUUGCUCUGGUUGGUUUUCUUUUUACCUGUUGAUAUACACCGAAACACAUAUUCAUACACACAUCAUGGCUUCGGAUGGUUUUAGCCGGAAAAUGCGUCUCAAUAAUUUUAAGAAUCGUGGUAAGGAUGCAGAAGAGAUGAGACGUCGUCGGAAUGAGCAAACAGUUGAAUUGAGGAAGAAUAAGCGUGAAGAGUCAAUCCUUAAGAGACGAAAUGUACCAAUAACGGAUGCACCCGUGGACACCGAUGAUGAACAAUGGAGAUCAACCUUCAGCAGUUUAACGGAGAUUGUUGCAAGUGCCGCAUGUGGUCAACUUGAGGCUAAAUUAAAUGCGGUGCGAGCGGCUCGUAAGCUGCUCUCAAGUGAUAAAAAUCCACCCAUCGAUGAGCUAAUUGGUUCGGGUAUAUUACCAAUUUUAGUUGAAUGUUUAAAACAUACAGAUUCCCAAUUACAGUUUGAAGCGGCUUGGGCAUUAACCAAUAUUGCCAGUGGUACAUCAGAACAGACUCAAGCCGUUGUUGAAUCAGGUGCUGUGCCCAUUUUUCUGGAUCUUCUUCACUCUUCAAGUGAUAAUGUCUGUGAACAAGCGGUUUGGGCUUUAGGUAAUAUUAUCGGUGAUGGUCCCCGACUUCGAGACUAUUGUAUCAAAUUGGGUGUAGUUAAGCCUCUUCUAUCACUAAUUGAACCUGAAAUGGCUUUAUCAUUUUUACGCAAUGUAACCUGGGUAAUUGUUAAUCUUUGCCGGAAUAAAGAUCCACCACCACCAAUAGAAACCAUCCAGGAGCUUCUUCCAGCUUUAGCUUACCUGAUUCACCAUGCAGAUAUUACAAUUUUGGUUGAUACAGUUUGGGCCUUGUCCUAUUUAACCGAUGGUGGAAAUGAACAGAUUCAAUUAGUUAUUGACUGUGGAAUUGUUUCCAACCUUGUACCACUUUUGUGUCAUAAAGAAGUUAAAGUUCAAACAGCAGCUCUACGUGCUGUUGGUAAUAUAGUUACCGGUACCGAUGAACAAACUCAGGCUGUUCUAAAUUGUAAAGCAUUAAGCUAUUUUCCUGCUCUCCUUGAACAUCCAAAAGAAAAGAUUAACAAAGAAGCUGUUUGGUUUUUAUCCAAUGUUACCGCUGGUAAUCAACAACAAAUUCAGGCAAUCAUUGACGCUAACCUAAUUCCUGGUAUAAUCCGACAUCUUGCCCGAGGUGAUUUUCAAACGCAACGUGAAGCAGCCUGGGCGAUAACCAAUAUGACCAUUUCAGGAAACAAAGGACAAAUUGAAUACCUUGUCUCUCAUGAAGUGAUCGCACCAAUGUGUGAUCUAUUAUCGGUUAAAGAUGUUCAAAUACUUCAAGUGGUCUUGGAUGGACUGAUGAAUAUACUAAAAAUGGCGGGUAAAAAUUUCUAUCCCGUUGCUGAUCAGAUAGAGAAAUGUGGUGGUCUAGAUAAGAUUGAACUUUUACAAAAUCAUGAUAAUCCUGAUAUUUAUAGACUUUCCUAUGAAAUAAUUGACUCAUUUUUCUCAGAUGAUAAUGAUGAAGAUGCCUCACUUGUACCAACAUCUAAUGAUGGUACCGGAUUUCAAUUUGGUAAUGCCAAUACACUUCCCGAUAAAAGAUUUAACUUUUGAUCUUGAUGAUGAUAUUGAACCAUAACAAACAAAGUACAUAAAUAUAACAACAACAUCAACAACCGAUAUCAACUUCGCUAGCAACAGAAAAUCAAGCAAAGAAAAUUCAUCAAUCCUAAAAAUCAAAAGACAAGACCCAACCCAACCCAACCAAUUGGAAUGGAACUUAAAUUGUCUCAUCACUGGGCAAUUGUGAAAUUUGACAUCAAAGUUGCGGAAUAAUUAUAACCUUCUAAUUGGUCAACUCUGAUUUUCUCUCUACAUCUCCCACUCCCACUCUCUCUCUCUCUCCAAUUUCCUUAGCCUUUUUUCAGCUAUAAAAUGCUGAUUUAUUUCUGAAAUCGAGAAAUUUUCUCGUAACAGUCAGAGUUACAUAGAUGAUGACGCAUAUAUAUUCCAAAAACAAAACAUCAGCAAUUAAGCAAACAAAGCACAUGAUGAACUUGCCUAAUUAGUAAUCCAUCUUUGCUUGAUUUUUUCUCUCCUCUCAUUUUUCUCUCACUUUCUCUCUCUCUCUCUCUCACACAUACAUACACAUUAAGCUUUUCACGAGCUUUCUGUCGAUCUUAAAUCAAUCGCUCUAAUUGUAAGAAAAAGAAAAACUUAAUAUUUAUAAAUUAAGAUUAACAAAAAUUGUACGUAAAUUUAAAGACAAUUAAGAAUUGGAAUAUAUACUCCAUCUAUGUAAAUCUGAUUGAAAUUCUGUGUUAUUCAAAUUUCAAUUCCUCCUCUUAUCAUUUCCUUUUCCUUUACUUAUAUUAUUUUUUUUUCUCCCAAAACUCUCCGCCAAAUCGACCGCCGCCACCACCACUACACCUCCCAUAUGAUUUUCUGUGUAUUUGUAGACAAAGAUUGUGACAAUUUGUUUUCUCCAUUAUAAGAAAACAAAACAAAUUGAUUACGAUGGACAUGGAUUCCUCCGACAAACUUGAAACCCUCAUCACAAUUAACCAAACUAAACCUUGAUGAUGAAAACCACAAAUGUGUUUUUUUUAAUUAACAAUCUAAUUAACCAACAAGAUUCCCUUUGCCUACACAAAAACAAAUAUAAACAAGAAAUUAAGGUUGACCAUA